AUGGAACAACGACGCAUUGCGGGUCCCGAUUCGGUGCUCUGGACGAUCCCACCUAUUUCCGAGCAGCCCGAAAAGGUGCACUUGUUACGCGACUACUUGGCAAAGGCCGAAGCCGCUGCCCGCAGACGAGAUGACCACACGGUGUACUCAUGCUACGUUAAAAUAGCCAAAUACUUUCGGGACUUCCCUGAUGACCUCUGGCUAACGGAGCAUUUCUUCCAUUACGCUCUGAUCGUGGCGAGGCGCAUCAAGGACGACGGUGGAUUGAAGCUGGCGAGAGCCUACGAGUACUAUGGUCUAGCAAAGGAGGCACAAGGCAAGUUUGACUGUAGGGAUCUUGAAAACGCCUGUAGAUAUUUUAUCGAAUUCUACAAUGCAACUCGAUACAAACCCUGGAAGGAAGAGGACGGUACAUCGAUGGGGAGUGCAGCUGACCGAUGCUUGGUCCGCAUCUAUCUCGCACUAGUUGACAAAACAGGAAAGGACUACAUGUGCGAGAAAAUCGCCCUUUGUACAAAAGCUCAUGAAAUUGCGGUGGCAAGUGGUGACUGGAGCCUUACAGCGCCUGCAUGCCUGAAGAUGGGUCAACUGUUGGAGGAAGCCGACAGGUCCACUGAGGCUAUAACAUUUUACCGAGGAUACUUCGAUCUUGCAAAAGAUGCCAAUGACUACAAAAACCUUGGAGGCGCCUGUGAAGCACUGGCGAAGUUGUUUCGCAAACAAAACAACAUGGACGACGCAAUUAAAUACUUGAAGAUGUUUGCAGACAUUUGCGAAGAGCACUGCGAUUGGGUUCAACUCUGUCGUGCCUGUUACCUCCUUGGUAACGCUUAUGAUACCGUUGGUGACCAUGCAGCAGCGCUAGAAUGGAUGAAGAAAGCGCACAAGAUGCCUACUUAUGUAAAUGCCUCCAACCCCGCUUUAUUUGGAAAAACAACGGAGGACGCGCGCAUCAUGAUCGGUGUAACCCGGGCACAUCAAAUGAACUCCAACUACACAAAUACGGUUCUAUCAGAAGUACGCGGUGCCGUUUUGCGUGCCGUUGGUUGGAAAGCCGACCCCACUGACGAGAUCAACGUUUUUGGUGGAGCCGCUAGCUACAGACCACGUCAACGAUUCACCGACACGGAGCCAAAAAGAGAUGUCGUGAUGUACUCCAGACACCCGGCAUCCAGCUUUCUCCACCAAAACUAG
Dibothriocephalus latus is the source of this 1194-nucleotide messenger RNA. Lineage: Eukaryota; Metazoa; Platyhelminthes; Cestoda; Diphyllobothriidea; Diphyllobothriidae. The record is from the annotation of a GenBank genome assembly.